AUGGGAAAAAAUAAAUAGGAUAAACCUAGCAAGGAAGGUGAAACGAACAAAUCUCUUUUUCACAGUUUGUUGAAGAAUGAAAGGUUAGUUAUAGAAAAAAAGGAAUUAAAUAGCUUAUCAUUGAUGCAACUCACUUAGCUCAUAGAAGAGAUUUCAUAGGAAAUAAUAGCAAAACCAGAAGCUAAUAUUAUCCACAUGCAAACAUUAUUCCAUUUAUUAGAGAAAGACAGUAUACUAAUAGUUAAACUUAGUGCUUACUCUAUUGUUGAAAUUUUCAAAGAUAUCACUCCCUUAUAUAAGAUAAACUUUAAGGAAUCAUAAGAAAAAUUAGCUACUAAGAUAACAAAAGAAGAACGUCAAGUUAUUUAGACUGAAUGUAGAAUUUAUGAAUUCUAUGAAAAAUAUAUCAAGCUUAUGGCAUACUUUGCUAAGUUAAAAAACAAGGAAGCAAAGAAUUUAGGAUAAGAAGUAAAUGAAGAAACUAAAUAAUAAUUCAAUCAACUAAGAAGAAUAGGCACUAAGUGCUUAUUAGAGUUAUUGAAGCAUCUUUAUCAUUUUAAUUUUGCUAAAGAAAUAGCUGAAUUUGUUACCCAUAAAUUAGUAUCAGUUGAUAAAAAAGUUAGAGAUUCUGCUAUUGAAAUUAUCACAUCCAUUUUAUCAGAUCCUACUCACUCAAUCUAUGAAAUUAAGGUUGUUAUUCUAAAUGAAAUGGGAAAGAUCUUAAACACUACUACCGAAAAAGACUUACCAGAUGAUUUUAUAGAAAUUGUUGGUUGUGUAGAAAUAGAUACUAAGUUUUUAAAAAAAGACUUCGAUGAAGACAAACGUAAGAAGGCCAUAGAAUACAAGAAGGCAAAGAGAUAGUUUUAUAAAGACAAGGAAAAAGAAAAAGGUAAUGUAAAGAAUAGUAAAAAGAGAAAGCUUGAAAAUGCUAAGGGUGAAAAAGAUGAUAUAGAUUAGGUUAAAUCAAUGAAAGGUGUCGAUAAAAACGAAUUAAAAAAAAUGAAAAAGGAAUUAAGAGAAGAACUUGAAGAAUAAGAUGCUGAAAUAGAUCCUAAAUUGCUUAUUAAAUAUAAUGCUUAAAUCUUAGAAAAAGUAUAUUAUAUCUAUUUCAAGCUCAUUAAAAGACCUUCUCCAACCAAGUUCUUUACUUCAGUUAUGGAUGGUAUUGUUAAGUUUAUUCACAUGAUUGAUGUCAAUUUAAUUUGGGAUUUAAUUGGUUGUUUGCAAAAAAGUGCUUAAAACAUGAGAUAAUACACAAAUAAAAAGGGAGGAGAUGAUAAAAUGGCUUUGCAUAAAAGAAUGCAUUGCAUUUACACAGUAGAAGCCAUCUUAAAUGGACCAGGUUAAGUCUUUGAUGUUGAUGAUAAGGAAGCUAUUCUUAAUUUCUUCCAUGUCAUGAUUGAUCUUAACAAGAUCCCUCAUGUUUUCGAUCAGUUAUCUUAAAAGGAAGAACUUGUGCUAAUUAAGAUUCUUGAAAUUAUGUUCUUAAAGAAGAGAUAAUUCUCCUAUGAAAGUGUUGCAAGCUUUGUCAAAGAAUUGGCUAAACUUGCUAUUAAAUUAAACGACAGAAAAUAAUUUUAAUACACUGUUCUAUUUGUCAUAAAAAUGCUAUUUUCCAAACAUUCAAAGAUUAACAGGAUGCUUGAUUCUGAUAAUGAUGGAUUUGGAUUAAAUAGAUACAAUGAAAGAAUCGAGGAUCCUCAAUCAACCAAUGCUAUUAACACUUCAAUUCACGAAGAAUUAACUAAGGUUUAGACAUCACAAAAUACUCCUGAAAUAAAAAAUAUUUGCAAAAAGAUUCUAGAAUCUGCUCCUCUCCACCCAUCUCUUUCUACUUUGAGCGUGUAGGAUUUUUAUAACAAACAUAGUAACUUAAAAUGA
This is a messenger RNA of Tetrahymena thermophila SB210, 1884 nucleotides long. RefSeq names its product nucleolar complex-associated protein. The record is from RefSeq and is a predicted model, not a curated record. The transcript is spliced from 11 exons. Gene Ontology annotation, cellular component: nucleolus. Lineage: Eukaryota; Ciliophora; Oligohymenophorea; Hymenostomatida; Tetrahymenidae. Gene Ontology annotation, biological process: DNA replication initiation. Gene Ontology annotation, molecular function: chromatin binding.